Messenger RNA from Arabidopsis thaliana (thale cress), 2321 nucleotides. It is a transcript of the gene TRE1, whose product is annotated as trehalase 1. The transcript is spliced from 11 exons. Bases 203 to 2083 code for a protein of 626 amino acids. Gene Ontology annotation, molecular function: trehalase activity; alpha,alpha-trehalase activity. Gene Ontology annotation, cellular component: plasma membrane; nucleus; cytoplasm. Gene Ontology annotation, biological process: trehalose metabolic process; carbohydrate metabolic process. NCBI's taxonomy places the organism in Eukaryota, Viridiplantae, Streptophyta, Magnoliopsida, Brassicales, Brassicaceae. The record is from RefSeq and is marked reviewed.
GAAAGAGAGGUCCCCAUUUCCCAAGUUUAUCAAACAAAAAGAAAAAAAAAUCUAAAUUGUUCUCAUCUUGAGACAACCAAUCAGAAUGAACCAUCUGAGUCAGCCAAAGGGUUUAAUAGUCACCAUUUGCCAAUUGUAUUCAUACUCUUUCCUUUUUGGUGCGUUAUUCUAAGAGCCCUAGUCAGAAUUCAAACAUUUGGCAAUGAAAUCAUACAAACUUAAUAACCCUAAUUUACUCAUCUCCACGCACACACAUAAUAAACUCUUCUUAUCCUCUUCUCCAUUCAAUCUCUUAUUCUCUUUUCCUUCCUUCAUAUACCUUAAACAGCAACGUUCUCUGUUCUUCUUCUUCUUUUUCUUCCUCUGUUUUUCUUUCACAACUUCCAUGUUGGACUCGGACACAGACACGGACUCAGGUCCUGUGGUUGCAACAACCAAACUCGUCACUUUCCUCCAGCGUGUGCAGCACACGGCACUUCGAUCAUACCCUAAAAAACAAACGCCUGAUCCCAAAUCCUACAUUGAUCUAUCUCUCAAACGUCCCUACAGUCUCUCCACCAUCGAAUCAGCCUUCGAUGAUCUCACGAGCGAGUCACAUGACCAGCCAGUGCCAGUGGAGACGCUUGAAAAGUUCGUCAAGGAAUAUUUUGACGGUGCAGGGGAGGAUCUGCUGCACCACGAACCAGUAGAUUUCGUCUCAGAUCCCUCCGGCUUCCUCUCCAACGUGGAGAACGAAGAAGUCAGAGAAUGGGCGCGUGAGGUACACGGUCUUUGGAGAAAUCUGAGCUGCAGAGUCUCUGACUCAGUAAGAGAGUCUGCCGACCGGCACACGCUUCUACCGUUGCCGGAACCGGUUAUCAUUCCCGGUUCGAGAUUCAGAGAAGUCUAUUACUGGGAUUCUUAUUGGGUCAUCAAAGGACUUAUGACGAGUCAAAUGUUCACUACCGCCAAAGGUUUAGUGACGAAUCUGAUGUCACUUGUGGAGACUUAUGGUUACGCUUUGAACGGUGCUAGAGCUUAUUAUACUAACAGAAGCCAACCACCUUUGUUGAGCUCCAUGGUCUAUGAAAUUUAUAAUGUGACAAAAGAUGAAGAACUUGUGAGGAAAGCAAUCCCUCUGCUUCUCAAAGAGUACGAGUUUUGGAACUCAGGAAAACAUAAAGUGGUUAUUCGAGACGCUAAUGGUUAUGAUCACGUUUUGAGCCGUUAUUAUGCUAUGUGGAACAAGCCAAGGCCUGAAUCCUCUGUUUUCGAUGAAGAAUCUGCUUCAGGGUUCUCGACUAUGUUAGAGAAACAACGGUUCCAUCGAGAUAUAGCCACGGCUGCUGAAUCAGGAUGCGAUUUCAGCACGCGAUGGAUGAGGGAUCCUCCUAAUUUCACAACGAUGGCUACAACAUCAGUGGUUCCUGUUGAUCUAAAUGUUUUUCUUCUCAAGAUGGAACUCGAUAUAGCGUUCAUGAUGAAGGUUUCUGGAGAUCAAAAUGGUUCAGACCGUUUUGUGAAAGCGUCAAAAGCGAGAGAGAAAGCGUUUCAAACCGUGUUUUGGAACGAGAAAGCAGGGCAAUGGCUGGAUUACUGGCUUUCCUCCAGUGGUGAGGAAUCUGAGACAUGGAAGGCUGAGAACCAAAACACCAACGUCUUUGCGUCUAACUUUGCACCAAUCUGGAUUAAUUCCAUCAAUUCAGAUGAAAAUCUUGUCAAGAAAGUUGUGACAGCUCUUAAGAACUCAGGGCUCAUUGCUCCCGCUGGAAUCCUAACUUCUUUGACAAACUCAGGACAACAAUGGGAUUCUCCGAAUGGAUGGGCACCGCAACAAGAGAUGAUCGUCACAGGGCUCGGAAGAUCGAGUGUAAAAGAAGCUAAAGAGAUGGCAGAGGAUAUUGCAAGGAGAUGGAUCAAAAGCAACUAUCUUGUCUACAAGAAAAGUGGGACUAUACAUGAGAAGCUCAAAGUUACAGAGCUUGGUGAAUAUGGUGGUGGAGGAGAAUAUAUGCCACAGACCGGAUUCGGAUGGUCAAAUGGAGUUAUCUUAGCAUUCUUGGAGGAAUAUGGAUGGCCCUCUCAUCUUAGCAUUGAAGCCUAGAUUUACUAAGUUUAUUGAAAGUUAAAUAACGGAAUUAGACAUUUUAUGUUACAAAAACUUUGGUAGAUUUGAUCGUAGUGGAUUAUUUCUUGGGGUUUUCUGUCAGAACGUUUUAGAGUUACAAAUGUUUUAUGACCAAAUAUUGUAUAUGCAAAUAAAGUUAAAUAUAAUAAGCAUCUAAUGGUACAUGGAAAAACUGGUGGAUUCAGUUGGUUAACACUUGUGAAUAAGAUGACAA